AUGGAGGGACAGAGGCGGCAGCGGCGACUGGUAGGACCAGGAGGAGGUUCUUCGCAGCGACGCACAGGAGCUCCAUCCUGUGAGUUCCACAUCUUGGCUUCUGCACUUCCUUACAUCUUUGUUGUUUUUUUUGCAUGUUUUGACGUCUGUAUAAUGUCUUCUUUUGCCAGCACAGCGUCGGAUGUUGAUCCGGGCAACGUCGCUAGCCAGAGAACGGCCGAGCCGGCGGUUGUCGUUGAUAACGCCACUGAGUGGACCACCCAGGGGCUAACCGAGGAGCAGCCCACGGUUGUGACUGCAGCGGAGACUGCCGAGGAUAGCCCGGCUCAAGCGAGGACCAGGGCGAGCACACCGACAUGGGACGAUGAUGCUGCGAGGACGCCUCCCCCGAGUAGUGUCACGGAGGAGGGAGACAGAGCCCCGACUCCCCCGCCCGCUGAAGAAAGGAGGGGCCCAACUCCACCCCGGGCAGAGACUUCUUCGCCAAAGGGCUCCCCUCAUCGGGGUAAGGGUCCUGUGAUACCUAUUACCGUGGCUGGGGGUAGCGCGGAGGGCGAGGAGGCCCAGGCGACCUCCGACAACGAGGUGGAGCAGAUCUAG
Molecule: messenger RNA, 600 nt
Organism: Sorghum bicolor (sorghum)
Lineage: Eukaryota; Viridiplantae; Streptophyta; Magnoliopsida; Poales; Poaceae
Exons: 1
Coding region: 1-600 (199 amino acids)
Source: RefSeq, a predicted model, not a curated record